Molecule: messenger RNA, 1239 nt
Organism: Pyricularia oryzae 70-15
Lineage: Eukaryota; Fungi; Ascomycota; Sordariomycetes; Magnaporthales; Pyriculariaceae
Product: elongation factor 1-gamma
Exons: 4
Coding region: 1-1239 (412 amino acids)
Biological process (GO): translational elongation
Cellular component (GO): cytoplasm; nucleus
Molecular function (GO): translation elongation factor activity
Source: RefSeq, a predicted model, not a curated record
AUGUCUUUCGGAAAGCUUUACACCUACGAGAAAAACCCGAGGUCGACUGCGAUCCUCGCGGUUGCAAAGGCCAACGACACUCCCCUCGAGGUUGUCAACGUCGACCAGGAGAAGAACAUUCCUGCCGACUACACCAGCAUCAACAAGCUGGGCAAGGUCCCUACCUUUGUUGGCGCUGAUGGCUACGUUCUCUACGAGUGCAUUGCCAUUGCUGUCUACGUGACCUCGCAGAACGAGAAGACCACCCUCUUGGGCAAGACUAAGCAGGACUAUGCCUCUAUCCUCAAGUGGAUGUCUUUCUUCAACCAGGAGAUCCUCCCCCACAUGGGUGCCUGGUACCGCCCUCUCCUGGGCAAGGACCAGUACAACAAGAAGUCUGUUGAGGACGCUUCCAAGCGUGCCCUCAAGGCCAUCUCUGUCGUUGAAGAGUACCUGAGGGACAACACCUUCCUUGUUGGCGAGCGCAUCACCCUGGCCGAUCUGUUCUCCGUUGGCAUCAUCGCCCGCGGCUUCGAGUUCUUCUUUGACACCAAGUGGCGCCAGGAGUACCCCAAUGUUACCAGGUGGUACACCACCGUCUACGACCAGCCCAUCUACUCGGCUGUUGCCCCCAAGCUGGAGCUCCUGGAGACUCCUGCCCUCACCAACACUCCCCCUAAGAAGGCCGAGCAGCCCAAGAAGGAGGCCAAGCCUGCUGCCGCCCCCGCCGCUGCUGCCGAGGAGGACGAUGAGCCCAAGCCCCAGCCCAAGCCCAAGCACCCCUGUGACCUCCUGCCCAAGGCCGCCGUUCCUAUUGAUGAGUGGAAGCGCCAAUACUCCAACAACCCUGUGCCCCAGGCCAUGGAGUGGUUCUGGAAGAACAUGGACCUUACCAAGGAUUACUCCAUUUGGAAGGUCGAGUACAAGUAUAACAACGAGCUGGGCGUUCCUUUCAUGUCUUGCAACCUGAUCGGUGGCUUCGAGCAGCGCCUUGAGGGCUCUCGCAAGCAGCUCAUGGGCUCUGCCUCCGUCUACGGUGACGGCCACGGAUCCUUUAUCCAGGGUGCCUUCGUCAUUCGUGGACAGGAGCACGAGCCCGUCUUCAACGUCGCCCCCGACUGGGAGUCGUACACCUUCACCAAGUUGGAUCCCAACAACGAGGAGGACCGCAAAUACGUCAGGGACGAGUGGGAGUGGGAGCGCACCGUCGUCAAGGACGGCAAGGAGUACCCACACUACGAUGGCAAGGUCUUCAAGUGA